Messenger RNA from Closterium sp. Naga37s-1, 3744 nucleotides. The record is from the annotation of a GenBank genome assembly. NCBI's taxonomy places the organism in Eukaryota, Viridiplantae, Streptophyta, Zygnematophyceae, Desmidiales, Closteriaceae.
AUGGUGGUUUCACUAUUUGAUCUCUCCCUGUCCCUUGACUCUAUUCGUUUGUUUCUCCCACCUCCCCACCUCCUCACCCUCCAUCUCCCCACUCUCCCUUCCCAAUGUGUGGAUCAAUCAUUCACUCACGGUGGGCGAUGGCGUCUACGCCUGGAUGUACGAGCGCCAGCAGCCUGUGUGGCAGACCAUCCUCUCCUUCCUGCUCGUCUUUCCCCAGCUCAUUCUUCCUCUCUGCCUCUCUCCGUCCUCGUCUUGCCAGGAUCAAGCAUUCACGGUGGACGAUGGCUUCUACGCCUGGAUGUACGAGCGCCAGCAGCCCAUAUGGCAGACCAUCCUCUCCUUCCUUCUCCCGGUCUUCACAGUCGCCUGCUGCCUCUUCCCCGUCUUCCCCCACUGGUGCAAGCUCGCUGUACUCUACUUCCUCCUGGGGCUUAUCGCCCUCAUCUUCCUGCUGCUGUUUGGUUUGAUGCUCCUAGAGGUCUUCACUGUCUCUUCCCCGUCUUCCCCCACUGGUGCAAGCUCGCUGUACUCUACUUCCUCCUGGGGCUUAUCGCCCUCAUCUUCCUGCUGCUGUUUGUGCGGGUGGCGGUAUUCGGAGUCAUCUGGCUGGCGGUGGGCAAGCGCGCCUGGUUCUUCCCCAGCAUCCUAGCAGAGGAGGGCUCGCUGGCAGAGCUUUUCCGCUUCUGGCCGGAUAAGGACGACCAGCCGCCCGCAAAGAUCACCACGCGGCUCGCGGUGGCUGUGAUGCUGGGGUUCACCUUCUGGCUCAUGGUCACCUAUGCUCCCGAUCAAGAGCAACGAGCCAAGUACCAGAAGAAGGUGUCCAACAUCAUUGACGACGUCUUACAAUGGAAACCGCAGAUGCUUGCAGGGAAGACAACGCCAGCCGCCCCUGUCAAUGCCACAUCAGCAAAUCAGACCUCUGCUAACGCCACUGCUGACAAUUCAACAACUCCCAACGCAAGCGCAGAAGCAGCUGAUGUCAAGACAGGUGCCACCAGUGGUGCCAGUACUGAAAACAGUGGCAGCUUCGAUGCCAGUGCUGGCAAGGAGGAUGUGGCUGACGACGAGCCUGUGGAUCCGAAGCCCGAGAUUGAGGAGGGGUGCCGGCCGAAGUGUGUGAAGCAGCUACUCGCGUACGAGGCUUGUGUGAAGAGGAUCGAAGGCGACGAGACUGGGGAGAAGCAUUGCACUGGCCAGUACUUCGACUACUGGGCGUGCAUUGAUAAAUGCCGUCGCAAGUGGAUUGCGGAGCAGAUGCACGGCGUGCAGGACAAGCGACUGACCGAAAUAGAAAAAGAGUUCCAGAAGGAGCAGGAGUAUUUCAAACAAACGGCGCUGCUCUCAAAGCAACAAAAGGCCAAAGCAGAGGCGAUGCAGUCCGUGUCCUUCCUCUACAUGAAGCCUCCCGGGUACAACGCUGAGAGUGCGCGGGCGGCGGAGCUUGCAGAGGAGGAGAGGGCGAAGCAGGAGAACGAGGGGAAGAUGGUACUGGAGGGGGGAGGAGUGGGGGAAGGAGGCGGAGGGGAAGGUGGGGAAGGAGAGGGGGGAGGAGGGGAGGAUGGGGGUAUGGGUGCGGAUGGAGCGUUGGUGGUGGCAGAGGCAGGCACUGAGCCGCCUGAUACUGACGGGGGCAAGGAGCAGAAGAAGAAGAAGAAGCCCCGAGCCACGGACGUGUUUGGUCGAGCCGUGCCCACCGGAGACGACUUUGAAGUGCUCAAGAACGCGCCCAGGUUGGACACAGGAAUCAUAGGCCGGCCGCGCCCCUUCGGGCUCGAGUUGAGGAAUGUCAAGUGCGGGCGGUGUGGGGGGAUAGGGCACAGCAGUGGCGAAAGGGAGUGCCCUCUGUUUGACUCCGUCACUGAAAACGACCUCAAGCGCCAGCAGCGGGAGGACCCGCUCUCUCACAUCCUCGCCCUCAACCGCCCCCAGCCGUUUGGGUGGCAGCUGAAGGAGCAAGGGGCCGGCGGCAUGAGCCCCGUCCGGGGCGGCUUCAAGCCAAACGAUGCCAACCAGCAGAUCCUGCCGCCCAGCGACGACGAGAACGAGGGCGUGUUCGACCAGUAUGGGGGGUUCCUCCUUGGAGGAGAGGCGGAUGUAGCAGCAUUGGCUGCAGGAGGGGUUGGAGGUAUUGGAGGGGGAGGGGUGCUUAUGCCUGGUCUUGGCUCUUCUGUGUUAGACUCGCUGACGAAGCAGCAGCGCAAGGAGUUGAGCAGGGCUUUAAGGAUGAAGGAAAAGGAGGAGCGGAGGAAACGGAGGAAGAAGAAGGAGAGGAGAGGUGGGGGGGAGGGUAAGAGUAAGAGCGGGCGGGAGAAGAGGAGGAAGAAGGAGAAGAAGAAGGGACGUGGGGGGCGGAGGAGCCGUCACCAUCGCAGAAAAUCAGAUUCUGAUUCAUCGUCUGAUACAGGAUCGGAUUCUUCAGAAUCGGAAUCAGAUUCUGAAUCGAGCUCAGGGGAUGAGCAGACUGCUAGCUCUAGUGACAGCAGUAGGAGUGAGAGCAGUGGGAGUGACAGCAGCUGCAGCGACAGGAGUAAGAGGAAGCGGAGACGAGGAUCGAAGAGAAAGAGGUCGCAUGAGAGGAAGGGGAGGGAGAAGGAGAAGCAGAGGAGACGUGAGGAGGGAGGUCCAGGGCCUAGGGAGGAGAAGAAGGAAGAAACAAGCAAGAGUAGGGUAGAGAGCAGGGUAGAGAUCAAGAUAGAGAGCAGGGAGAUCCAGACGGGUGCUACUGCUGAUGCUGGUGAGCGUCAUAGUUCGAGGAUAGAGGACGAGGAUGGAGAGGAGAAGGGGAAAGAGGAAGCAGGCGCAGUCGACGUCAUUGCAGUCUCCCCGAAGCUUCCUCACGUCAAAUCCGCCCUGGAGCGCCUUCUCAAAUCCUCCUCGUCCGCCGGUCCCGACCCGAUCUACCACCGUCCGUCUCCGUUCAUCAUCGUCCAAUCAGCGGCGUCCUCGUCUCCACCGUUCGAAUCCCCAUCAUCGCCCAACUCCCACUCCGCGUCGCCCAACAUGCUCUCUCCCGCAACCUCGAGCAGCAGCGAUCUCUCUUCUAACUCCACCGGACUCGACGUGCUUGCGCCGACCACUCCAUCCACUGGCGCGGGUGUAGUCGACUCAUCCAUGGCGGAUAUGAAAAGCAGCGUGUACGCUUCGGACGAGUUUCGGAUCUACAGCUUCAAGGUGCGGCCGUGCUCGCGCGCGUACAGCCACGACUGGACGGAGUGCCCGUUCGUGCAUCCGGGGGAGAACGCCCGCCGGCGCGAUCCGCGCAAGUUUCAUUACAGCUGCGUGCCGUGCCCAGAUUUCCGCAAGGGGUCGUGCAGGAGGGGGGACUCGUGCGAGUACGCGCACGGCGUGUUCGAGUGCUGGCUGCACCCCGCGCAGUACCGAACCAGGCUUUGCAAGGACGGCACCAGCUGCUCCCGCCGCGUCUGCUUCUUCGCGCACACGUCCGAGGAGCUCCGCCCGCUGCAGAGCCCCGCCGCGGGCACCCCCGCCAACAUGUUUGCGCACUCCCCCGCGGACAUGCGCGCAGUCACCUCUUCCGCCGACCUCCCCCCGCCUUCCCCCUCCUCCGUCCGCAUGAUGUCGCAGUUUGCGCCGCAUAGCGCAACCAGCUCUUCCCCCACUGCCCCCAUCUCCCCAUCCAUAGCCACGUUUUCCGCGUCCGGAAAGUGCAUACCUGGGGGAGGUCAGUCCACAGGCGGGGGGGGACACGGGGGAACUGCGCCGCUGAGCCUGUCGUCGGGG